UGUGCAGCGUCGCCAGUGUGCCCGGGAUGGUCGGCUUCUCGAACGCCACCACUUGUGCUCUCCUCCUCCACCUCGUCAUCUUCUUCUACCUUCCUACUCCUGCCGUCUCCUUGUCCGUCAACUACUCCACGUUUAGCACAGAAGACCAGAAGGACUUCAAGAUCGAAGGCAACACAUCCUUCGGCCCCAACGGAGUGACCUACAUCAUCACGAGGAGUUACGGUAGCGGCGUCGACAACAUCAUUGGCCGGGCGUUGUACAACGCCCAGCCGGUGCAGCUCUGGGACAAGUCGACCGGCGAGGUGGCCAGCUUCACCACGCGGUUCCAGUUCGACAUGUCCAGCGACAACAGCAACAGGGGCAUGGCAUUUUUCCUCGCCAGCUACCCGUCUAGCCUACCCGACGACGGCCCCGCCAACAACCUCGGCCUCACUAACCAAAGUGCAGACGCUGUGGCGUCCGGCGACAGCCGGUUCGUGGCGGUGGAGUUCGACAACUUCAACAAUACAACAGUAUCCGACCCCGACGCCAGCUACGACCACAUCGGCAUCGACGUCAACUCCCUCAGAUCGGUGAGCACACUGCCCCUGCCGAGCUCCAUCUUCACGAGCUACUCCCUGACCUCGACCGCGGUGAUCGAGUACGACAAUGUUUCCAACAUCUUAGCGGUGACGUUAUGGGUCGAGGACUACCUCCGGCAAUACAAACAGAGCUACAACCUUAGCUUCAAGGUUGACCUCAAGAGCGCACUGCCGGAUCAGGUCUCCGUUGGCUUCUCCGCGUCCACGUCCAACGCCAUCCCAUUUACUGGUGCAUAUACGAUUAUAUAUGUAACAUCUUGGUCCUUCGACUCUUCGUUGGAACCACGGCCAGAACCACCACCACCACCACACUCCCCGUCAGGACCAGUUUCUGGAGUUAUAGCCGGAGCGGCUGCCGGCGCAACAAUGUUCCUUGUGCUGCUCUUCGCCGCUGUAGCGGCACUUGUAAUAUGCUGUCGUCGUCGGAACAUCAUGGAGACGGAGGAGGAUUACACAGACUCAGAAGACGAAGGCGAGCCGAUGACGGAGAUUGAGAUGGGGACGAGGCCAAGGCGGUUCCCAUACCACGAGCUCGUGGAUGCGACGAGGAACUUCGCCGCGGAGGAGAAGCUUGGGCAAGGUGGCUUUGGUGCGGUUUACCAAGGCUAUCUGAGAGAGCCAGCUGGGCUUGCCGUGGCCAUAAAAAGGUUGCAGUCUUCCAUACAAGGAAAGAAGGAGUACAAGUCGGAGAUCAAGGUGAUAAGCAGGCUGCGUCACCGGAACCUCGUGCAGCUCAUUGGCUGGUGCCAUGGCCGUGAUAAGGAGCUCCUGCUGGUCUACGAGCUCAUGCCCAAUCGCAGCCUCGACAUCCAUCUCCAUGGCAAGCAGGGCACCUUCCUCACAUGGCCAAUGAGGAUGAGGAUAUUGCUGGAGCUUGGGUCCGCACUGCUGUACCUCCAUGAGGAGUGGGAGCAAUGUGUGCUUCACCGGGACAUCAAGCCCAGCAACGUCAUGCUUGACGAGUCCUUUGGAGCCAAGCUAGGCGACUUCGGACUCGCAAGGCUCGUUGACCACUCCGCUGGGAUGCAGACCAUGACUGCAAUCGCGGGAACUCCAGGCUACUUGGACCCCGAGUGCGUGAACACCGGCAAGGCCAGCGCCGACUCCGAUGUGUACAGCUUCGGCGUGGUUCUACUGGAGGUGGCAUGCGGCAGGAGGCCAAUGAGCCCAGCCAACCAGGACAAGCAGAAGAAUGGCGGCGUCUUCCGGCUGGUCGAGUGGGUCUGGGGACUAUAUGGCCGGGGAUCCAUCCUUGAAGCCACCGACGAGCGGCUGAACGGUGACUACAACGCUGCGGAGGUGGAGAGCGUGAUGGUUGUCGGGUUGUGGUGCGCGCACCCAAACCCGAGUGCACGACCAUCCAUCAGGACAGCCCUGGCCACGCUCCAACCCAAGGCCGACCAAGCCUACCAGCUGCCAGUGCUUCCUUCCAAGAUGCCAGUGCCGAUGUAUGAGCCGUUGAGGCCACUCUCCUGGGCCAAUGUCGUUGGGAUGUCAUCAUCAUCCUCCCACACCGUUGGGAUGUCAUCAUCGACGUCGUCCAGCAUGCCGAUGCACACUUCUUGCACCACAGCCUCCGACGCUAGCACUUCGACAGACAGUUCGAAGACCUCUUCUUCACUACUCAAACAUCAGUAGCAGUAGUAAUUCUUGUUCCCGGAGUGUCGAUGUAAUGACUAAUGAUGCCAGGAUGGGACUGGCAGCUGGAAUGGUUAUCAGUAUGUUCGAGUGUUUCAUAUUCGUAAGAAUGUUUGGUUUUUUA
This is a messenger RNA of Triticum aestivum (bread wheat), 2343 nucleotides long. Its product is annotated as L-type lectin-domain containing receptor kinase IX.1. Lineage: Eukaryota; Viridiplantae; Streptophyta; Magnoliopsida; Poales; Poaceae. The transcript is spliced from 2 exons. Gene Ontology annotation, molecular function: protein kinase activity; carbohydrate binding; ATP binding. The record is from RefSeq and is a predicted model, not a curated record. The coding region runs from base 27 to 2219 and encodes 730 amino acids. Gene Ontology annotation, biological process: protein phosphorylation.